AUGAAAUUGACUAAGCAUUUGAGGCCAUUGUACGUGAAGGCUUUAGUCAAUGGUAUACCUGUGGCGAAAGUGCUCAUUGAUAAUGGAACAGCUAUAAAUAUCAUCCCUUCUAGGAUGAUGAUGAAAUUUGCAAAGACAGAAAGCGAUAUGAUCCCAACGGAAGUUAUUCAAACAAGCUUUAACGGAGGAGCAACUUCGGCUAAAGGGGUAAUGUCACUGGACAUAACCGUGGGGACAACUACUAGGACCACAACCUUCUUUGUAAUAGAUAGUCCUACUAGUUACAAUGUGCUACUAGGAAGGGACUGGAUCCACGGAAUUCAUUGCAUACCUUCAACGCUCGACCAAUGCUUGGUUUUCUAG
Messenger RNA from Fraxinus pennsylvanica, 363 nucleotides. The record is from the annotation of a GenBank genome assembly. Lineage: Eukaryota; Viridiplantae; Streptophyta; Magnoliopsida; Lamiales; Oleaceae.